AUAACAACAUCCGGUUUUGUCAGAAGGGAGUUACUCAAAACUAUUUUUAACAGAUUCUUCCAAAGUUCGCCCAUUAAACGAUGGACAAACUAAAGAAAACCCUCAGCGGGAAUGAUGAUGAUGAAGAACAAGGGAUCGUUGGACAGUUCUCUGAUGCAACAACUCUCAGCUGGAGUACAAGAAUCAAAGGCUUUGCAAUUUGCUUUAUCCUUGGAGUGACGCUGUCAAUAGUGGGCUCCUGCCUACUGUGGAUGGGAAGCAAUGGUAUCACCCUAUUUGCUAUAUUUUAUACCAUCGGCAAUAUCAUGUCACUCUCGAGCACAUGUUUCUUGAUGGGGCCGUUAAAUCAGUUAAAGAAGAUGUUUGCACAGACCAGAAUUUUUGCAACCAUUCUUGUAGUAGUGAUGCUGAUUUUGACACUAGUCUGCGCAUUUGCUUUGAAGAGUGCGAUCCUCACCCUGAUGUGCUGCAUCAUCCAGUUCAUAGCACUCACUUGGUACUCCCUCUCAUACAUACCGUUUGCAAGAGAUGCAGUUAAGAAGUGUUUUGAAGGCUGUAUUUCUUGAAGAUAGCCAGCAAACAGCGCACCCCAUCCAGGAAACGUACACACAGUUUACACUGAUAUCCUUCUCAUUAUUUGUUUUGUAUUGUAAGAGUUUGCGGAUUAUGUUAUGUACUGGGUAGUUAAGUUUGAAUUAUGUUAUGAUUAUGCUAAUUAAGUUUAAAGAGUAAGAUUAAGUGACUGUUAAAUCUUCAUUGGAUACCCAGGACCGACCUAUUACGUUGCAGUCCAUUCAUCCAUUCAUUCAUUUAUCACUGAAGAAGUGUAGUGGAAUGGGUCAGCCAUGGAUAUCUGAUGGGGAUGAUGAACUUGAAUUUUGUUUAUUCUGUAGAACCUAUGUGUUAAAUUGGUUUGUGACUUUAAAGGGACCAGACACCAGAUGAUACAAUUGCAAGAAGAAAAAAAUUUGUCAAGAACUUACAUAAAAUUGAUAUCAUUGUGUAAAAUGCAUUGAAUUUUGCUUACUUAUGUAUCACAUCUCUUAUGACACAUUUAUCUUUCACAGUUUUUGGGGUAUUUUUCAAACUCAAAAUUUACAGGGUAUAAAUAUUUCUUUCAAGUAAAUUUAAAAAUAACGAUGAUAUAUUUACCGACACUCAUCAAGAGACUUUCACAUGCUAAAGCAGAAAACUGCAGGGAAACACAGAGCUGGACAGAUUAACAUUGGUUAUGAAAUUGAUCGCAGAAAUUACCACUGCUGAAAAUGACAGCGCAUAUUAUAACUAUUAUUUGAGAAGUUAGUGAAAUGAUCUCUUGACUUGCAUGGUACUCUGAAAAAACAUUCUGCCUUAUUUGUAAAUGGGGAAACUCAGCUGAGACAGCACUUGAGACAACAUUGUUGCUGUGUAUAUUCUUUAAAUCAUGUAAAAUGAUGUAUUAUUGGCAUCAUACUAGCUUUUUAUGACAAUUUAAGGCUUGUUUUUAAGAAAUACUGUAUUUGCCGAUUUGUGGACCAUCUGGUGUCUAGUCCCUUUAAACUGAUUUUCCUUUCUUGAUCAUGAUAUGAAGUUUUCCUACAUCAGCGUUUCUAUUUAUUUUAUGUAAAAUUGAACAAAUGUUUGUGUGAAAUAUGUCUUGUAUGAAACAAAAUGGCAAGAAUCAGCUUUGUGAAAUGGUAAGAAAUUAAAAUAACUUCAUUAGGUACAUUUUAUGAAUUGAUGAAUCAUGAAAUUAAGAAAUUUUUGAAGAAAGUAGUUUGUAUGUUAAUGGGUUUUUACCAAAGAAAAGACCUGUAUAUACAUUGCAUUAUGAUAAUCUGUAUAUGUUUAGUGUUUAUGUUCAUGUUUUCUUGAAACAAAAAGACCUCCAAGGUUCCAUUCAGUCAUUUAUUGGUUUCAUUAAGUAUAAUUAUAGCUGUAAGUGCAUGAACAAUGGCUGGUAUAGAGACAUUUAGUGCCAAACACUAAGAAAGUUAUUAUUUAUGUUUUGUCUUUUAAAUCAAAGAAGAACAAAAAUGAACAAUAACUAUUACAUGGUCCUAUACAUGUGCACUUACAAUAUAUAUUGGUGAGUGACAUUGGUAAUUUAGGAAAACUAUCCUUUAAAGGUAAAACCUCGAUAUUCAAGUAUUAUACACUAUGGGGCCACUCUUAUCAAUGUAUAUAUGGAUAUACAAGAAAUUAUUGUAAGAUCAGGAUUUUCAGUUUGAUAUGACAUCAAUAUCACAAAUGCAAUUGAUAAAAGUUUUAAUGUGCAAAUUAAAAUAAGAUUUGCCUGAUGUUAACUUGGGAAUAUCAAUUUAAAAAAAUGAUUGUACGAUAAGUUUGGUAAUUAAAGGAGGCCUACAUGUAUGAAAAAUUAUGAAUGGUUGUCAAUCACAUUGUAUAUCUUUCUUAAGGCGUGGUUAUUGUUUGCUUUUAAAAGAUCCUUUCAUAAAAAGUAAAUGUUUCAAACUCUCAUUCACACAAUUCAUUUUCGUUCAGAGUUCUGAAAAUGUUUAUAAAAAUUAUAUUGUUGUACAGAAUUGUUUUGAAAUACUAGCUUCAUACAAACAAUUUGACCAGCUGUAUUUGUUUUCAUGUUUUGCUGAAAGAUUGAUUUUUAGGCUUGUGUUGCUAGUUAUAUAAAAUUAUAAAUGUAUCAUUUCAUUUUUGAAAAGCUGAGACUCAAGUCCGGGUGUAAGUUUUAUUUUCAUUUUAAGCUGGUAUGAAGAAAUAAAGUCAAACUAUUAUCAACAACAACAGGGUGGACAUGCAUGUUGUUUUACAUAGGCAAUAAAUUUCAAAUGAAACUAAGUUGAAUGUGGCAGAGAUGAUAAGCACAUGUAUAGAAAGGCCCAUAACUCUGGCUAUAAUUAUUGUAAAAUUAUGACCCUUUUUUAUUGUUCCACUGUGGUAUUAUUAAGGUUUAAUCUAUUUUCUUGAUAUUGUUUUUGUUUGUUUCUUUACAUUGUUAUGAGGUACUUAAUAGUUUAAGCAGAUGAUAAAUGGCUUAUUUUUCACUAAAUUAACAACAUCAUACUGGGAUGAUAAUUGCUGUGGUAGCAAUAACACAUUGGAGCAUGACUGUAUGAUAAUAAUGUAUCAAUAUUAUGCUUUAAAUGUUCAAUUUAGACAAGAAAGAAUUCCUGUUGUCAGGUUAGCGCAGUCGUUAGCGCACUCCCUUCUCACCAAGGCGACCCCGGUUCAAUUCCUGGCCUGGGCGCAUGUGAGUUAUGGUUAGUGGUGACCAAGCCGGACAAGUGGGUUUUCUCCGAGUACUCCAGUUUCCCCCACAACACAAGACCCCACUCUUGCGCAACAUCAGUAUAAGCUAUCAUAGCUGUCUUCAAAAUUGUAGUAAAAUAUAUAAUGUUUAAACUAUUAAAAUGUUCAAUUACCGGUAUCAAGAUAUAUCACACACUAAAAUUUGCAUUAGUGUUCAAAACCAAGCAUGAAGUAAGUUUGAAAUAACAUUAUGAUGUCUUUUAAUUUCAUUUAAAUUUCAGAAUAAUUUAAAACGAAAAAAAAGUCACAAUCAAUUAAUUUAAAGGACAAGUUACGUAUAAACUCUCUUUCAUGAUAUUAAAGUUGAGUAUUAAUAAUACAGUUUUAUUAAAGACCGUUUUUUAAUAAAAAAAAAAGUUUUGUUUGGAGAUUUUGUUUUGGCAUUUGUGCUAUAUAAUUAUGUCUAAAAUAUAAAUGAUAAUAAAUAUAUAUAUUUAUUACUCACUUACACAUGUACCUUGCCUCUGUUGCUUUAAGUUUGGUCUGUGUUCUAGUGAAGCGAUCUGGACCCAAAACAAAUCUCAUAGCCUCAUUUUCAAUUUAUUACGUUUUAAAUAGAUAUGAACUAUUUGGAUUUAGUCCAUAUAUUCAUAUUUGAGAAGACUCUACUUUUCCCUGGCUAUGGGGGAAGCUUACCGAUUGGGAAAAAGAGGGGUAAAAUUAUAUGUUUCUGAAUGGGAAAUUUUGACGAUUUGUUGCAGGAUUGGGAACCAGAACGCCCGAUUUUGAAAUUUUGUCACUGGAUCGGGAUUUUUUUAGAGUCCUUUUAAUUCAUAUUUUGGAUUUCUUUUUUUUAUAAUCAAGUAUUAUAAAUGAAGCAUUUUCAACAAUUCUAUCUCUAUGAGAUCAUAUGUGGGACCAGAUUGCUUGUCUGUUCAGACUUCCGGUAACUGUGACUGUUUAAGCUAUUGUGGUGCUUUCACACCUGUGCCUAUAACAUUAUAAAGUGCUAUCAAAUAACUAUUUUGGAAGAAAUAUAUAAUUUAAGAUUACAUAUAUUAACAUACUUUAGAAUAAGAUUUCUUGACUAUCUUUUCAGCUUUUCACCUUGCUAUUAUAUUUUAGCGAUAUAAUUUUAUCUAUGGUGAUGAUUGUAAAAACUGUAUUGUUUCAUGAUGUAUAUUAAAGAAUAAUAAAUUAUCUGCCAACUGAAA
Messenger RNA from Mya arenaria, 4421 nucleotides. Its product is annotated as vesicle transport protein SFT2B-like. Gene Ontology annotation, biological process: vesicle-mediated transport. Lineage: Eukaryota; Metazoa; Mollusca; Bivalvia; Myida; Myidae. Bases 81 to 566 code for a protein of 161 amino acids. The transcript has 7 exons. Gene Ontology annotation, cellular component: membrane. The record is from RefSeq and is a predicted model, not a curated record.